Malania oleifera is the source of this 1154-nucleotide messenger RNA. RefSeq lists its product as uncharacterized. Gene Ontology annotation, molecular function: metal ion binding. The coding region runs from base 150 to 710 and encodes 186 amino acids. NCBI's taxonomy places the organism in Eukaryota, Viridiplantae, Streptophyta, Magnoliopsida, Santalales, Ximeniaceae. The record is from RefSeq and is a predicted model, not a curated record. The transcript has 4 exons. Gene Ontology annotation, cellular component: chloroplast.
GUCGUUUUGUUUAUCCUAAAAAAUGCGACGCCGUUUUCUCCAUUUCCAAGCGGGCACUUCUGCUCACGUCCUGACGCUUGUGGAUAGGGAAGUAAACACGGUUAAGGGCACUCGCAGUUCACCUCCAAAGAUAACUCAAAAUCACUUCAAUGGCUACCAUUGCUGCAUUUCACUCCCUGUCUGUCAUCUGCAGAACCCCUUCCCAAGUACUGUCCAACCCCUCUUCUCCUUCUUCGUCUUCUUCAUCUCUGUGCCGUCCUAUUCGAGUACUACAUCGUCAUAACUAUGGCCUCGCCACUUCUUUCAAGCAUCUUAACACGAGAAAGCCUACUGGAAUGGGAAAAAUCAGGUCGGUUGCAGAAGAAACCCUCGCCUCAGAAGAGCAGAAUACUGAAGAAACGACGUCGGCCGAUCAGCCCGUCUCGGUCCCCGUCUCGCCUUCUGACAAGCUCACCAUGUUCUUUCAGGCAGAUGGAACAAUGGAUGAAUCAGCUAUUCCCACAGUCACCAAAGCUUUAGAGGAGACAGAGGGCAUUACCAACCUAAAUGUUCAAUUGCUUGACGGCAUUGCAAGUGUUGAGUUAACAAAACAGACAACUAUACAAGCUACAGGGGUGGCUUCAGGUUUGGUUGAGAUCAUACAAGGUUCAGGUUUUAAGCUACAAACAUUGAAUUUGAGUUUUCAAUAUGAAGAGGAUAUCACCAGCUAGAUCUUAUUUGUUGGUUUUCCAUCUUCUAAAGACUCGGAAUUUAUUUCAUAAGCUCCGCAUUUCUCUGAACUUUGUUAUCCUGUAAGCUGAUGCUAGAAAGUAAUUCAGGUUAAGUUUUUUCAUAAGCCUACACUCCUGGACGGUCGUACGAUGUGCGAUCAUAUUGUUCCUUGAGAUUAUUCUCUGAACAUGAGUUGAUACAAGAAAGUUGAGCUGUGCAAAGAAGCCUGGAAGGGAGACCGAUAAUUGCAGACUAUGAUUUGUCAAAAUUAUUGGAACAUGGUGCUGUAAUGGACAAAAUUAUUGUAAUGGUAUUGUCAAUUCAAUCUUUGUGGUAUUUUCUAAAUAAUUGAUUAUGAUUUGUCAAAAUUAUUGGCACAUGGUGCUGUAAUUGUAAAAUUAUUGUAAUGGUAUUGUCAAUUCAAUCUUUAUGGUUUUGCUAAA